Messenger RNA from Bufo gargarizans (Asiatic toad), 2817 nucleotides. It is a transcript of the gene TFIP11, whose product is annotated as tuftelin interacting protein 11. Gene Ontology annotation, molecular function: nucleic acid binding. The record is from RefSeq and is a predicted model, not a curated record. Gene Ontology annotation, biological process: spliceosomal complex disassembly. Lineage: Eukaryota; Metazoa; Chordata; Amphibia; Anura; Bufonidae. Gene Ontology annotation, cellular component: U2-type post-mRNA release spliceosomal complex.
CCGCGCGUCACUGACGGAAGCGGGGCUAGUGCUGUGUCCCUCGCUGCUUUCCGUAGGGUUCCAUACUUCAGAGAACAAGGCCCCGGCGCCUGAUUUAAGGUCGUCAUGUCUAUGUCACACCUGUACGGGAAAGAUGAAGACAGCGAUGGCGUGGAGAUGGAGAGCUUCCAGAUCACCGACUGGGACCUGCAGAACGAGUUCAAUCCGAACCGCCGGAAGCAUUUUCAGACCAAGGAUGAAGCCAUUUACGGCAUGUGGGCCGAGCGAGACUCUGACGAAGAGAGGCCAAGCUUUGGUGGCAAGAAGUCCCGUGACUACUCUGCACCAGUAAAUUUCAUUAGUGCUGGGAUUCGCAAGCCCGCAGGAGAAGAGAAAUCCGAUAGCGACUCUGAGAAUGAAACGGCACCAAAAGUGGAGGAAUUCCAGCCAAAGAAGCUGAGAACGGGUGGGAAUUUUAAGCCGGCACAGAAAACGUUUGCUGGAGGAAUCAAGUCCAAUGCAGAUUUAGGCUCCUGGGAGAGACACACCAAGGGAAUUGGUCAGAAGCUCCUGCAGAAGAUGGGUUACGUCCCUGGGAAAGGUUUGGGAAAGAACUGUCAGGGUAUCAUUGCUCCUAUUGAGGCCAAGCAAAGGAAAGGCAAAGGAGCAGUGGGUGCCUACGGCUCAGAAAGAACCAAGCAGUCAUUGCAGGAUUUCCCUACGGUGGAUUCGGAAGAAGAGGAGGAAAAGGAAUUUCGGAAAGAAUUGAGUCAAUGGAGAAAGGACCCCGGUGGAGGCAAGAAGAAGCCCAAGUAUGCCUAUAAGACGGUGGAGGAGCUCAAGGCCAAGGGGAUUGGCGGGAAAGCAAUGACUGCUCCCCAGAAGGAAAUAUCACAAGUCAAGGUAAUUGAUAUGACCGGACGAGAGCAGAAAGUCUAUUACAGCUACAGCCAGAUCGCCCACAAACACAACAUCCCCGGAGAGACACCCACAGUAGAGAAAGAGGAGAAGCCUCAGGGGUUUGUCCUGCCCGAACUAGAGCACAAUCUGCAGCUCCUGAUCGAGAUGACGGAGCAGGAGAUCAUCCAAAAUGACCGACAGCUGCAGUACGAGAGGGACAUGGUUGUGAAUCUCACCCACGAGCUGGAAAAACUCUCUGAAGUGUUAUCCAGGGAGGACAAAGCCAUUUAUAACCUGAGCCAGGUCCUGAAGACGGUGGAGGAAUGUGAGGAGAGGAUGCAGCCGGGCUGUGACAAUCCCCUGACGCUGGAGGAGUGCGCACGCAUAUUCCAGAUGCUUCAGGACAAGUAUUACGAAGAAUACAAAAUGUCAGAGAAGACAGACCUGGCAGUGGCUAUCGUCUACCCCCUGAUGAAAGAAUACUUCAAAGACUGGAACCCCUUAAGGGACCCCGGGUACGGUAUUGAUAUCAUGACCAAGUGGAAGAAUCUCCUGGAAGAAGGACAUUUGUCCCACAGCGCACAGGAUGCAGCAAUGGACACAUAUCACAGACUGCUUUGGGACAUGUUUGUUCCAUUCUUGAGAAAUAUCAUCUCACAGUGGCAACCUCGAAAUUGUGCGCCCAUGGUGGACUUCUUGGAUAGCUGGGUCCACUUGUUGCCAGUCUGGAUUCUGGAUAACAUACUGGACCAACUCAUUUUUCCCAAAUUACAGAAGGAGGUGGAGAAUUGGAACCCGCUGACGGACACUGUACCAAUACAUUCAUGGAUCCACCCGUGGCUUCCGUUAAUGCAAUGUCGUCUAGAGCCGCUCUUCUCUCCAGUCAGAAACAAGCUAGCCAAUGCCCUCCAGAAGUGGCACCCCAGUGACUCUUCAGCCAAGCUGAUCCUGCAGCCCUGGAAAGAGGUUUUCACUCCUGGAUCCUGGGAAGCCUUUAUGGUGAAAAACAUUGUGCCCAAGUUGGGUAUGUGUGUUGGAGAGUUUAUCAUUAAUCCGCACCAGCAGCACAUGGACGUGUUCCACUGGCUGUUGGAUUGGGAAGGAAUGGUCUCUUUAUCAAGCCUUGUAGGACUCUUGGAGAAGCAUUUCUUUCCAAAGUGGCUGCAGGUUUUAUGCUCCUGGCUCAGUAAUAAUCCAAACUAUGAGGAGAUAACAAAGUGGUAUCUUGGCUGGAAGUCCAUGUUCUCAGACCAGAUUUUAGCCCAUCCGGGAAUCAAGGACAGAUUUAAUGAAGCCUUGGACAUAAUGAAUAGAGCCGUAUCCUCUAAUGUUGGUGCCUACAUGCAGCCUGGUGCCCGGGAGAGCAUAGCCUACCUAACCCAGACAGAGAGAAGGAAAGACUUCCAGUACGAAGCCAUGCAGGAGCGGCGUGAAGCAGAAAGCAUUGCACAGAGAGGCAUUGGAGUUGCUUCCGUACCCAUGAACUUCAAGGACUUGAUCCAGACUAAAGCCGAGGAACAUAACAUCGUCUUUAUGCCUCUUAUCGGCAAACGGCAUGAAGGAAAGCAGCUCUACAACUUCAACCGCAUCGUCAUCUACAUAGACAGAGGGGUUGUGUACGUGCAGGGAGAGAAGACCUGGGUGCCCACCUCUCUGCAGAGCCUGAUAGACAUGGCCAAGUAGGGGACAUUGUGAGUGGGCAGCUCAUUGAGACGUUGUAUAUACAUGUCGAAUGGUUUUCUACACAAUCCAGCACACUGGAUGAGCGACCGUGAAUGGAUGCAUCACUUUGUACUGCCAUGAACUCUUCUUUAUGUGGCGUUUAUCACACUGUUUAAUUACAUCCAUUAUGAUGUGUCCUGCAUACAGAUGGCAGACCGCUCUACCGAAAGAGACCUCCUCCGUUUGUAUAAAUUAAAUAUGACCAUUGCCAUUUCA